AUGAUUGGUCAGGAUAGAAACAGCGCCUACAGUACUGCCCGGUGUGUUCAGGGUGCACAGGGGUCUGGAUGGACAGGACGAGAUGUAUUCCUCCUUGUCCCACAGAAUGAGAUGUUAGCUAAAAAAUUCAAUCUGCAGGCAACUACUGUGAAGGUGAUGCUGAGAGUAUCCGAUGGCAGCCACGAACCAGCGCCCCGCGAAGACUCCCCUGCGAGCCCGCUUUCGAGGACUUCCCAGGCGGGCUCCGACGCCUCGCCCGCGUCGCCUGCCGCCGCCCCCGCCCCCGCCCCCGGCCCCGGUCCAGCGACCAGCGACGGCACCGAGGAGAACGGGCGCGCAGGCAGCCACGACGGCGCCUCCGCGGCCGCGGCCGCCGCCACGUCCUCCUUCUUCAGCGUGGACGCGCGCCGCAAGCAGGUCACCCUGUUCGACCCCGCGGCCUGCGGCGGCUCCUCCGCCCCGGAGGACCGGCGCAUCGGCGUCACCGCGCCCAAGAUGUUCGCCUUCGACGCCAUCUUUGCGCAAGACGCUUCCCAGACGGAGAUCUGUUCAAGCGCACUGAUCGACGUCAUCCAUGCGGUCAUUAACGGAUCCGACGGCUGUCUUUUCUGCUUUGGGCAUGCCAAACUUGGGAAAACAUACACGAUGUUGGGCAGUCCUCAAUCUGUGAACACGCUCGGGGUCAUCCCCUGCGCAAUAUCGUGGUUGUUCUGUGGCAUUAAUGAACAGAAGCACAAAACCGGAGCGCGCUUCUCAGUCCGUGUAUCUGCAGUGGAAAUUGAAGGAUCCUCUCAUAAACUAAGAGACCUCUUAGCUGAUUACGUCUCAGAAAAAGAACCAUCGUCUGGCGUGUAUUUGCGAGAUGAUCCUCUCUUUGGAACGCAACUGCAGAAUCAAAGUGAAAUACGAGUACCUAGUGCAGAGAAAGCAGCUCUUUAUCUAGACGCCGCUCUUAAUAGCCGGUCAUCUGAGGACGGAAAAGAUUCCCAUUUUCUAUAUACUCUACACGUUUACCAGUACAGUGUGGGAGGAAAAGGUGGAGUUGCAGGAGGUCGCAGCCGUCUCCAUCUGAUUGAUUUGGGCAGCUGCGAGCGCGGGAAGACCAGCAGCGGCAUUCCAUUAUCCGGUUUGGGAAAUGUUCUCCUUGCGAUAUUCAAUGGACAGAAGCAUCUGCCAUACAGAGAGCACAAAGUUACACAGCUGCUGAAGGAAUGCUUGGGUUCCUUGACGUGCCAUGCUGCCAUGAUCGCUCACGUCUCACCCUACGCUCAACAUUACACGGAUACGCUUGCAACAGUGCAGCUGGCAUCUCGUAUUCAUCGCAUGAGACGGCGUAAAAUAAAGUUGUGGAGUGGUUCUUCCGGGUCAGGCGGAAGCUCGGGCGAAGAAGCGGUCCGCCUGCAAAUGCAAGAAAACGAGUGCUCGACCGGCAGCAGCGACGUGGAGCCAUCGAGCAGCGAGCAGUCUGCGGAUACAGUCAUUUACGUGGGGCCGUCUGAUGACGCCACUGACGGGGAGCAUCCCCCGGUGUACAUACCAAGCCUUAACUCGGGAGACUACCGUUGUGCCAUAGGAAGAGCGUUUCCCAGCUCAUGUGCAGAACACAGAUCCAUGUUUGGCUGUCCUCGAAAUCUCUUGGAUAAAUCUUUACAAGGAGAAGUAGGGAAAGGAGUACUAAUGCAAAAAACAUUCGGUGGUUGUCUAGAAGACCAAAGUAAUUACUCAUAUUGUAAUGCCCCAUCGAAAGCAAGCGUGCAAAGUGAAUCAAGUAAAACAGGCUCUACAGGGCAUCAGUGCAGUAAUAAAACAUCACCCGUACGUUUACAAAACAAGGUAGCUGUAAGUAAAUCAUCAGGUAAUGGAAGUGAUCCGCUUUUAACCUCGGUUGGCAAAAUUCCAAAAUCAAGCAGUAAUUUAAAUGGUACGAUAUCAGGAAGUGAUGAACAAUGGAUUGAUGGUCCGAGAAUUUCCAAAUCCAAGGUAGCGGAAGCCAGAAACUUACUCAAAGACAAUCACAAGAAAAAAGAAACUUGGAUAGAUGGACCAAUGCAACAGAUGAAUGAACAUUGUGGUGUCGGCUACGGUUUUAUGGAUAGUCACAAAGAAAGUAUGAUACGCAAAUGGGUUGAAAAUCAAAGUGUUCAAAUUCAGCAAGUACAUAAGCCAGCGGUCAAGGCUCCUUCUUCUGACUCGCAUUCAUGUGAACAAUCCGUCCAAGUGCGAAGUGCGAAAGAAACAUUAGCAUCGAAGUGUAAUGUACAUAACAUAGACGAAUUGAAAUCAUCAAAGUUUGAGUUGAUAAAUAACAGUGACAUUGUAUCUAGUAAAGAACCUAUAACUUCAUUUAUUAAUUCUAACAGGACUAAAAAUUCAUUUCAGCUCGAAAAUAAGUACUUUUCGAGUGCCGAAUAUGACAUUAUUGAGAAAGAAAUCCUCCAUGAUAGUGUACAUAUGCCUAUACCUGCCACAAAUGGAUUGAAUGUUGAAACUGAAGAUGAAAGUAGACCAAGGAAUAUAAAAUCAGAUAUUGAUAAUAAUGUUGAUAAAGAAGACUGUGUUGAAGAAUCUGAGACUUUCACAUCAGCAGAACAGAUCGAUCCACAUAAUCAUAAAAUUAGCCAAGGUGCUUCAGAUGUCAAUCUAAAAAAUCUUCAGGACAUCGAGGAAUUGAGAUGUUCUAUGGAUGAUAAUGAGGUAGAAAUAAUCGAAGUGGAAGAACCUGGUGAACCUGUACCUACCCAGGAUUACUGUUUACAGGUAACAGAAGAGGAUAUAGCUUUUUCAAUGAGCGAGCUAGAAAAUUCUUUUAUAGAUGAUCAACAGAAUAGUAAAGAACAUUUACUUAACAUCUUAAGACAAGAAAGCCUAACAAUUGUCUCCACAUCUACAGAUUCUCUUUCGUCGGCCACAGAUCUGGAUCAUUCUCUUCCCGGCCAACAUCAAGGGAUAACAAUGCAUUCAAAUGACAAUACUGGGCCGAGAUCUCUGUUCAAUUUACAUAAACUUUCUGAUGACUACGUAAGCCUCACAGAUUUAGACUUGUAUGCGUCUGCUGUGAAAAAGAAACACGAAUCUGAAAAUGAUUUACAGUACUUAGUCUCAUCCGACUCUCACUUUUGUGAAUUGGCAAAGCUUCAUGACUUAUACAGGCAUAAAAUGGUCGGAAGUAGUAGUACUUUGGUAGCUGACGCGUCACAUCAGUCAACUCAAUACCAUCCUUCGUCAAGAUGUCAAUAUUUUUCGCUUUCCGAUAUGCUGCACGGCUUUAAAUUUAAGGACCAUCCAAAUACUUGUAUUGGUCUUCUUGGUAACAAUAGUUUGUUCAUGGAACCGACAUGUGUUAACUAUGUAUCAAGGGAACAAUUUAAAAUGUGUGACAACUGUAAAAAGAGAUUUACACAAAGUGCAAAAAGUAGUCCUUGGUAUCCAUAUGUUUUGCAUAAAAAUAAAAAAGAUUUGCACAGACUUUCCUUGAGUCAUGAUAAUCCUUAUCAGUUUCACAAAAAUAUUUCAAUCGAUACAUGUAAUAUUUCUUCACUGCUACAUUCCGAUCGUUCUUGUAACCUCCAUUCAAAAGAAGAAAUAAGAAAGGGAGGAUCUAUGUCUGAUUAUCGCGUCGGUGAUAAUGAAGCUUGUCAUGAAACUGCAAGAACGUUGAGAGGAAGUCAACAAGAAAACGAGACGCCUUCACUGCUGUUGUUCCCUCCCCUCUCCGCGCCGGUUUCACCACGACUUCAUCGCAAGGUGUUUAGCAAAACAUGUGCAAAAUUGAAAGAUGGAUCGAUAUGUGGAGAGGAAUUUGACAGUAUUCACGACUCACCAAGUUCUAGACCUGCCAAAGAAAGUUUUCUCUCGCAAUGGUUCGCAGGGAAGCCAAAGGCAGCUUGUGGGAGUUCGGGUUAUGAAAGUGCAAUCAGAGAUAGUUCAAGCUCAAGUUUCGGAUCUAGUCAAGACUCAGACCACGGAUCUCAGCCUGAGUUUUACGAUUCAGGGAAACUGGAAACAUCUCCUGGAACAAGUAGAAGAACUAACCUCUGCUCCCGAUCAAACAAAGUGCCUGUACUGCAAUACUGUAAAGAGGAUGUACAAAGAUUAGAAAGGCGUUGGAUAGAAGUGCAGUGUGGAAAGAUACGAGAGUUAAGAAAACAGCAAGAAGAAUUAAAAGAAGAACUUGCAGAAGCUAAAUCACGACUCCUUAUACCUGCCACCAGAUGGAGCUACGAACUUCACGUGGAGGCCAACAUGGAUCACCGAAAUCCUAGUUUUUUAGAAGCACUCCAAAGAGAAACUGAAAUUCUGCGUAAGAGGGUAUUAGCAUGUAAAUCGCAUAUUCUUAUUGUCACAUGUUUUGACUCUGUCCAAAAGUCUCCUUGUGACUGACAGGAUGGAUAUAACUUAUUAACAAUAUUCCUAGUUACAAUGUCGCACUUAAAAAUUAAUAUUUUACAGACACGCUAAGAUCAUGUUUCAUUUUCAUAAAUCAAACAUUUUUUCCUUAAAAACGUCACUCAAACAGCUUAACAUUUUAGUAACUGACAGCAAUCCCCCAACAUAGUAAAUGCAAUACAGUCGAAUCUCCAUUUAUUGAACAUCAUUAAAUUGCAAUAUAAUUUUCAGUCUCUGUAUAUCGAUUCUUUGCAUCCCGACGAAAUUUCAGUACAAAAAAGUACUUCUUCACAUCAAUGCUUUUUGUUCAUAUUUUUUUGUGAAAUGAUUUUUUAAUCAAAUACUUUCAAUAAUUAUAAUAUUAUUCUAAGAAAUCUAAUAUAAUUCUAGAAUAAUAUUCUAAUAUAAUUAGAAUAUUAUUCUAAGAAAUUACGUUCGGUAUUCAGUGAUGGAGAUAAACAUUCUAAAUGCAUUACAGAAAUGCUAUACCCAAUAAAUAUAAUGAAGAGGAUAGUGGCGAAGAGAGAACGACUGUGAUAAAAUCAGUAUUAUCAGCGCCUGAAAUAAAUUAUCAUUCAUUUUGACUGAAAGAAAAUGUGCCUGGUUAUUUUUUUCUGUGACGAAAUGAAUACAAAAGUGCCUCAAGCAAACUACUUAAAAUUACUCAUUUCUAACUAAUAGAUUCCACAAGACACGUGUACACGAUCCUUCGACAUUCAAUAUACGUUACAAAAAUAUGCCAAUUUUGUACGAUUUGUGACGUCAUCAACACAAACCCCACAAAUAUACUACUUGUGGUUAGGGAAUUACACCACAGGAGUACAUCAAACAGAGUUAAGAUGAAAAAUUUAGCAUUUUGUAGAUUAUGCAAUCCGUAAAAGACGUCACAUCGUGCGCAACUCGAGAACGGUCGCUCUAAACCCUGAAAAAUUUAACGGAAAGCCGAGUGGCGAGAGUGAAAUGUCUCGACAGUCAUGCAACGACUAAAAGAUCAGCCACAAAUAUGUCCUGUCAAACUCUGUGAAUUUGUUUAGUAUUUUUGAACACGUCGAAUGGACCAUCUCUGGUUUUCUAUUCUGUCUUCCAUUAAUUUGAGAGCAACAUUUAUAAACAGGUUAAAAUUACUUCUCAAUUAGCCACAGCGAAUGACAGACAACCUCUAGGUGACAAUGGAAGAGGCAUGGAUGGGAGACAUCAGUAGUAAGUGAAAUCUAUUUCCAGAAACUUCAUUUCGUUCCUGGACGCCAUCCGAUAUGAAAUGGGAUUACUCGAAAAAGGGUUAUUGAAUUGGCGUGUCUCAGUGCUUUCAAAGGUUGGUGUCACUUCCAACCGAUGAACAGUGUUCACUUCAUGGGGAACAAUGAAAUUUGUACCCUUCAAAACUUCUCAUACAAACUUUUGAACACCUUCUAAACAAGAAUUACAAUCAAGAACGGGAAUGGAAAUACAAUGAGAUUUCGUUUGAGAAUCGGUACAUUCUUUAACUGUUCUAUAGUAGCAUUAUUACUAUAGUUCUGCACGGAAGCGUGAGCAAAGGCACGUUUUCUCUCUGAGACAGAAUUCUCCAGAAUAAUAAUUUGCGCAAUUCAAAAAUGGGGUAGCCAUAACACAAAAAGUUGGGAGAGACAGACCCUAAAACAAUGAUGAAGUAUACCUAGACUGAAAGUUUCAUUCAAGAAAUACAAAAAUAUAAUUCAUAAAAUACAAUGCACCGAAGAAUUAGUGAAGUGAGAGGAAUAAUAUGCUUAUAUCUGGCACUCAAGAGUAAAUGGCAAGAGGAUGUAGCAAGUCUCGACGCUUGUUGUUUCAAGGGCGUAAGUAGGGUAAAAUAUUAGUUCAUAGAGGUGGGCAAGGACCUCGUGCUUCUCAUGCCGGCUACAUUCAUGCCAUGUCUGUGUUAUUCUACAGUUCCAGAUGGUCUACGAAAAAGAGAACAAUUCACGAAGAAAAACAAUAAGCUGGACGAAAUAAAUAAUAAAAAUGUACUUUAAAAAAAUGACGAAUAACAGAAAUGACUGCCUAACGGCAACCUCAGUGCAGAUCUGCUUUCCCCGCAUACAGUCAAUACCUGUAUGUACACAGCAAAUUCGAUUCAACGAUUUGAUUUAUGCCAGCUAGUGCGUUGUUGAUAUUCGCAGUGAAUGGCAUUGCGUUGUACACGUAAUGUAGUAAACGCAAUUUAAAAGAAAAGGAGCAAUAAUAAAAGCAAACUCAUAUUUCAACAUAACGAUUUUUCUGAAUACUCGUGUAAUUACAUCCAAGGACAAGAUAAUGUAAAUGCAUGGAGAUCCGACUGUAUUAACACAU
Molecule: messenger RNA, 6693 nt
Organism: Gryllus bimaculatus (two-spotted cricket)
Lineage: Eukaryota; Metazoa; Arthropoda; Insecta; Orthoptera; Gryllidae
Source: the annotation of a GenBank genome assembly